AUGGCGGGGGCUGCUGCUGCUGCUGCUUCGGCGACGGCGGCGGCGGGAGUUUCUCCCACCUGUUCUGGCUUCAUCUCAUCGUCUUCUCUUGCCGGGAGCUCUCGCUCUUGUUCUCGUUGUCCCAAACGAGAUCUACUUUUCUCGUCCCCCGGCUGCAGGGGAUUGACCUGGAGGUACGCUCGCGGAGUUGCUCCGCCGCGACUGCGGCCGGCGCGCUGCUCGUCCUCCAACGAUGGCGAUCCAACCCCGAACGCCGACGUCCCAUUGAGGUCUGUGUGUGUGUGCGUGUGCUUCGCCUCGUGUCGGGGACCCUCUACUGACUGGAGCCUCGGUCUCGGGGAUUUCGCUGUUCCCCAGUUCAUGAGAUCUUGGAGAGUGCAGGAUUAGUCAGUUCGUUCAGUUGAGCGCUUUCUCCGGUUUAUUCCUGCCCUCAGUAUCGUCCUUUUAAUCUAUUUGUAUCUUGCCUCUGUUGAAAUUUUCAUUUCUCUCAGCCUUCUUCUCCAUCCACUUCUCAAUUCAGGUUUGACCUUCAUCGAGGAAAACUUUUCACGUAAAAAUUCAUACUGGAAAAUAAUUCUCGAAACCGUCGGCAUUUUCCGCCUCUUAUUUUGAGUUCGGAUUUUAUCCGAGAGGAGAUUUAUAUGUAUCCCUAUAUAUAUUUGUAUAAUUAUGUGAGAAAUUAUCGGCUGAAUAUUUCCAUGUAAACAACAGUCGAUUGGGGGUUUCUGAUUGGGUUUCGUCGCAGUUUCUGCAUCAUAGAAGGACCGGAAACAGUGCAGGACUUUGUUCAGAUGCAGCUUCAAGAAAUCCAAGACAACAUAAGGAGCCGGCGCAACAAAAUCUUCCUCCUCAUGGAAGAGGUGGGCCGGGAUCCAUUCACAUCGUCAGUGAUGCAUACGUUCCUAGGUUGGGUCCCGCCUGCUUAUCUGUCGUCGUUCACCCAGGUGAGGAGGUUGCGGGUGCAGCAGCGCAUAAAGAGUGCGGACUUCGAUGAGAUGGGCAGCGAAGAAACGGAGAUGCCCGAAAUUCCUUCGACUAUUCCGUUUCUCCCUCGGAUGGUUGUUACCUCAAGAACUACUAUCCAGCCUUGAAUCCUUGGUUUUCUCUCUAAUUGUUUGCUGUUGUUCAAGCAGACGACGAAAACUCUGAAGCAACUCUAUCUGACAUCCUUCUCCGUGAUAGCCGGAAUCAUCGUCUUUGGUGGCCUCCUUGCGCCGGCUGUGAGUUUCUCCUCGGAUUCCUCCUCUUCUUUUCCUGUCUAGAUUGCCAAAUGGUUACCGACACAACACAGGAUCUGCUGUAUCCUCAACACAGGUCUCGUUCUUUGAUGCUGCUGCAUGUAGAAUCUCUACAAUACCCAAUUUUUUAACUCUCCCUCCGAAUUGUUCCGCUGAUAUUAUCUCAAAAAUGAGGUCAAUUGAGAAAUUUGUGAUGCAGCUAUCUAUGUUAUGAGUUCUGCUCAACCUCAUUGCUGCCAUGAUUAAUGGAUUGAUCUUUACUGGUCUUGUUGCAGCUGGAGCUCAAGCUAGGUCUUGGUGGCACAUCGUACGAGGAUUUCAUAAGGAGCAUGCACCUUCCUCUGCAACUGAGGUUCACUCAAAACUUUAUUUCCCAAACCAGGGGAAAUUUUGACCGAUUAAGAUACUUUGCUCUCCGGAUCUCAGUAUUAUUUUCUGCUGAUCCAGCCAGGUCGACCCGAUAGUUGCCUCAUUCUCAGGUGGCGCAGUCGGUGUGAUCUCAGCCCUGAUGCUGAUCGAGGUUAAUAACGUUGAGCAGCAAGAAAAGAAAAGAUGCAAGUACUGCCAUGGAACAGGUGCCUCUUCCUCUUAAAAAGUCAAACCCCCCUACGACAACUGAAUCAUGUCCAAAUACGAUAUUUUGACCUCUAUAAAUGCCCAGUAUCCUGACAAUCCCCCCCUCCACAGCGUUGACUGAUCCAGUGUUGUCCACGUGACACCAGGUUAUCUGGCAUGUGCCAGAUGUUCUAGCAGUGGCGUGUGUCUGAAGAUUGAGCCGAUUUCGAUCAAUGGUAGUUCCAUUCUCCCUCUGCAGGCGCCCAAAACACAGCGAUGUCCAAAUUGCUCAGGAGCUGGAAAGGUAUUCUAUUUAUAUUCGUCAAAAAACUUACAUCAUACCGGGAACUAUAUCGAAUGCGGACUACAUCAUACCCCAUCCGCAUACCCCUGUGACUUUGGUGAUUCUGGGUAUUAUUAUCCCAUCUGAAGGCAGCGCUCUUCAAAAAUAUGGGAUACAAAACUUGUGUGAUAUCUUCAAAGAACCUGCUCGACUGGAAUCUGUGCAUUAUGAAAUGGGCAUCUGGGCAUGCUGCAGAACAAAAAUAGCCAGUUAGUGAUUAAUUAAAUUUCCGAAUAUGAUAUAAUUCCCUUUAGAAAAGAUUCCCUCGCAGAACACGACUCUCUUUGCAUAUUAUUUUUUUAGGUUAACAUUAUUACCAUGCUUUUUCCACUUUAUUCUUAUUUUCCUACCACAGUUUGUCUGCCAGUAUGAACUUAUGCAAUGACCUCGUCUUGGGCGCACUUCAGAACUUUCCUCAUUUUUAUUUUUUUUAAUUUAUAAUUUUUAUGGUAGUCGAACCCACCCUGUAUUUACUUCUUGAUCUUUUACGACCUCGUUUUUAUUAUCUUUUUUUGCAAAUUCAUAGAUUUCUCUGCACUUUUUCAUUUGUUCCUCUUUCAAAGAUAUACCUGCGUGCGUGUGUAUGUAUGUAUGUAUGUAUGUAUGUAUGUAUUAAUAGAAUAUUAUAUGUUUUGUAUUUUAUUUUUUCCCCUUGAAACGUGUGGCAUCAAUCUUCUUGCAUGUUUUCUUCCUCACCCAUCUGGGUUUUGAAACCUUGCUUCGCCCAUCCAAGCAUGGAAAUCCCAGAUCGCAUAAACCCAAUGCAAUCAUGGGGCAGCGCCGUUUAUUUCCUCAUUCCUGUUCUUUAAAGAUGAUUUUUUGUUUCAUCAAAAUAAUUUAUACCUUAAUUUUGAUGCUACCAUUAGAUGGCUCACCAUUUGGUUUAUGUUGAAUUAUGUGGCCAGGUGAUGUGCCCGACAUGCCUCUGCACGGGAAUGCUGAUGGCCAGUGAGCACGAUCCCCGGAUUGAACCGUUCGAUUGA
Messenger RNA from Spirodela intermedia, 3119 nucleotides. The record is from the annotation of a GenBank genome assembly. Lineage: Eukaryota; Viridiplantae; Streptophyta; Magnoliopsida; Alismatales; Araceae.